Molecule: messenger RNA, 500 nt
Organism: Tuber aestivum (summer truffle)
Lineage: Eukaryota; Fungi; Ascomycota; Pezizomycetes; Pezizales; Tuberaceae
Source: the annotation of a GenBank genome assembly
AAUCAAGCUGCCCAAGGCAACACCGAAACCGACCCCGAGAUAGACACCGAGAUAGAUCCACCAGCAACAAACCAAGCUACCCAGGGCGACACCGAAACAGAAACCGAGAUAGACUCUACACUAAAGCAACCGAGCUACCUAGGGCGGCACCGAAACAGCCACUGAGAUCGACACUGAGAUAUGGUAAAAUUCUCGCUUGGAGGAGAGGGAGAUACUGUACCGGCAGGUUACUUCUAGCCGUGUUGAGGGCGUUUGUGUCUAAUUUUGUGUUUUCUCGCUUAGAUACAGUGCUGGCAUUCUCGAGCCAAGGCCGGGCACCUAUCCCCUGUAGCAGUCGACAGGCCAAUAACUGGGCACAGUGGGUAGUGACUAUGGGGUAGUAGUUUCCAGGAAUUUGGUUCUUUCUCCCUCCGCUGAGUAUAUGUGAUUAAAAAAGCUUAGAGGAAACGGCUUCUGUUGAAUAUUACUGCCGAAAUCCUACAUCCUUUUUGUCUAAACCU